Molecule: messenger RNA, 870 nt
Organism: Hibiscus syriacus
Lineage: Eukaryota; Viridiplantae; Streptophyta; Magnoliopsida; Malvales; Malvaceae
Exons: 2
Coding region: 127-834 (235 amino acids)
Source: RefSeq, a predicted model, not a curated record
GCAGUUUCUCUUUCUCACGUGCUCUACACUUCCCUCGCUUUCUGGCAUCUUCUUUUAAAUUUUCUUGCUACCCAAACAGUCCCAAUAAACUAGAAUAGAUUCAAGAGUGAGGUUGUUUUUGUAAGAAUGGCGGUAGAGGAUAACAAUGGCAGCAAGAGAGCCCGGGUAGAGUAUGAGGAUUUUGAGUCGGAGGUUAGCUUGGUCCCUGAUUCAAAGUUCGCUCGAGUCGACUCUGGAAAAACGGGCUUGUGCUCACCUGUCGUUACUUACGUGGAGCCGGACCCUGACGACGGGGAUAUUCAGUCGCCGGAGGCAAAGCGCAUCCCGGAAGAAUUGCUCAGUAUCCUGGAAGAUUCGGAUCCGGUCAUUGAACCUGACCCGGAGAUUCAGGGACUGGACUUGGUCAUCAAAAGCUUCGAAGAGGAGAUCAUGGUCCCCACUCCAUAUGCGAUUCCGGUGACGCAAUCGGAUUCCGGUGAGUCCCGGUCUGAUCUAGGGUUUCUUUUACAAGCUUCGGGAGAUGAGCAUGAUUUACCGUUGAAUUUUUCGUGUAUUGUAGAGGAGCUCAAAUUUGGGACCGUUAAUGUGGAAGGAGGUGGAAGGCCGGGAGCUGUUGGAUUUGCGGAAACGAUGGGGUAUGAGUUUCCGUUCCCGAGUUACGAAUCGUUCGAGUUCGGAGUCGGCGGGGACUCGGACAUCAAUAGCAGCGAUAAUAACAAUAAUAGAAAUAGCCAUGGUAAAAGCGGUGAUUUUGUGGCGUUGGGAGGGUUAUUCGAUACAGCGGCGGAUAUUUCGGAGCUGGCGUGGCGGCCUGAAUCUUUUUCCGCUUUGUAGAUAAUAAGCAGAAAAAAAUAUUCAAAGCUUCUAGAG